Aegilops tauschii subsp. strangulata is the source of this 1628-nucleotide messenger RNA. Its product is annotated as NAC domain-containing protein 66. The record is from RefSeq and is a predicted model, not a curated record. Gene Ontology annotation, molecular function: DNA binding. Lineage: Eukaryota; Viridiplantae; Streptophyta; Magnoliopsida; Poales; Poaceae. Gene Ontology annotation, biological process: regulation of DNA-templated transcription.
ACAACUUCAUUCCCCUCGACUCGACACCCCUCCCCUCCUACCCCCUCCCAUCAAUUGUUGCUGGUUGUAGGCUAUAGCUUGGUGCAUCAUUUCACUCCAACUACAGUAGUGUCUUCUUUAUCGAUCCUAUUGUGAUCGUUGUGUGUGUGAGAUUCACCCAUCGACCAUGAGCAUCUCCGUGAACGGGCAGUCGGUGGUGCCGCCGGGGUUCCGGUUCCACCCGACGGAGGAGGAGCUGCUCACUUACUACCUCUCCAAGAAGGUGGCCUCGCAGCGCAUCGACCUCGACGUCAUCCCCGACGUCGAUCUCAACAAGCUCGAGCCAUGGGACAUCCAAGCGCGGUGCCGGAUCGGAACUGGCCCGCAGAACGACUGGUACCUGUUCAGCCACAAGGACAAGAAGUACCCCACUGGGACGCGCACCAACCGCGCCACCGCAGCCGGGUUCUGGAAGGCCACCGGCCGGGACAAGCCCAUCUACUCCGCCGCCGGCCGCAUCGGCAUGCGCAAGACGCUCGUCUUCUACAAGGGCCGUGCCCCACACGGCCACAAGUCCGACUGGAUCAUGCACGAGUACCGCCUUGACGACGCCGUCGCCCCUGCGACCAACACCGUCUUUGCUGCCGGCGACGCAAGUUCCUACUACUCCGGCAUCUCAUCCCCGGUUCGCGGCGUGGCCGGGGACCAGUCGCCGUUGGCACAGGAGGACGGGUGGGUCAUCUGUAGGGUGUUCAAGAAGAACAUCGUUGCGCAGCACCAAGCUGGCCAGAGCGGCGGCAGGGGCGGCGGCGCAGCGUCCAACAAGCUGGUUGGCGCCGGUGCCGUGGAGCGCAGCCAGAGCAACUGCUCGUCGACGGUGACCGCAGCCAGCGACCCCGCCAAGGCGCAGAUGAUGCACUGCGCCGGCAGCGACGACGGGCUCGACAACAUCCUCAGGUACAUGGACCGCUCAUCCGCGGCAUCGUGCAAGCAGGAGACCAAGCCCACCAACCCAUCAUCGUCACCGCUGGACCAGCUGAUCAACAGCGCGUGCCACAGCGGCAGCAGCACCCUGUACGAAAAGUUCAUGAAGCUCCCGCCGCUCGAGUACGGCGGCGACUGGGACGCUCUUGACCGGCUGGCGGCGUACGAGCUCAACGGUCUCUCUGACGCCGCGACGGCCAAGACGACCAACGGCAUGUCCUACAUCGUGGACGAGCUCGGCGGCGCCACCACGGCCUACACCAGCGGUGGCACGGCACACAGUUCCUCCCUCACCGGGGGCGGCGACGGCGACCUGUGGAGCCUGGCGCGGUCGGUGUCAUCGCUACACGCGGACUUGACGAUGACCUGUUUUAACGCCGUCGGGUGCUGACACUGUCCUAGCCCAAACUUGCUUAUUUUUUAUGAGGACAUUUUUUGUAUAUACAACUCUUAUUCAAUCGCACGCACUACAGGAGUGUCCAGAUUAUACAUAACGAGAUGCAGAGUGAAUAUGUCCAAAGAAAUGUUGUCAUACAAAAAAGAGAGUAUAAGUAACCUAAGAUGGAGGAGGUCCUAUUCAAAGUUGAUGGAGAAUACCGCGGGUUGAUAUCUGUGGUGUCAGUGCCGAGAGAGGAUUCUUUCGAUACUACAAACCCUUAAUAUUU